UGCAGAAACCCAAACCUGCAAACGAAACGAACGAUGAAAUCUCCAACCCCGCCAUCACGUGUCAUUUCCGACCCCUCCUAGAGGACGCAUCUUAAUCACGCCAGAAGUCGGAUGAUUCCUAUCAAUAAUGAGACCAGUAUCACAAAUCUGUGCAGCGAAGCAAUAUAUGUUUACAGCUCUCUCACCACCAUGGCGUUCCUUCUUUCCAAUAAACUCCUUCUCAUUGGAUUCCAAAACUCCAGCACUUCAACAUGGCAACAGAAAAGAAAUGGGCUGAUGGACCCUUCAAACUCCUCUCCACUCCGCGCUCUACCCUGAAUGGGAAGGAAGAAUCAGGUGCAUCUAAAAAUGCAUCCGAGAUGGCGUUGAUUCACAACAUUCUCCUCCGAGGACUGAAUUGCAUCUACCUACAAGCACCGAAUAUCCAAGCACCGCAGGAUAUCCAGGAUUUCAUGCUAUUCUGUGAUGCAUGGUCUUGUACACUUCACUCGCAUCACAAGACGGAAGAAACCGUCUACUUUCCCCUCCUCGACGAGCAAUGCAAAGAGAAAGGAGUCGCAAGCAAGAAUCACGAUGAGCAUGAGACGUUUCUUCCUGGCUUGGUUGCAUUCGAUAAGUUUGUCACCGGCGUGAGAGCAGGAGGGUCUUAUGAUAAAGAGAUGUUCAAGAAAAUUCUUGAUGAUCUUGGACCAAAGCUCGAGGCUCAUCUCAUCAGUGAGAUUGGACUUCUUGAUGAAUUAGAGAAAGAUCAAGGCAUUGACUGGGACUUGCUGGGAAAGGCAAUGGCUCAGCACUCAAAGAAGGUUGCAGAUAGGGUCCGCGAAGUGCCAUUCCUCAUCACGAAUUCGGACGUUACCUAUGAAUCAGGCAUUCAUGGAGCACGAUUUCCUCCCUUCCCUUGGUUCGUCAGCCAAAUCCUCCGUUGGGUUUAUAUCCCACAGUUGAAAGGGGCCUGGAGAUUUGCGAGUUGCGACGAUUAUGGAGUUCCGAAAUCCCUUCCCUUUGCUUGAUCAAGGCGGUGGUAUUUGGUUGAAAUCCUCUCUGUUGUACCUGGCUUCUGGUAGACUCAUGUAUUCAUUC
Molecule: messenger RNA, 1080 nt
Organism: Mollisia scopiformis
Lineage: Eukaryota; Fungi; Ascomycota; Leotiomycetes; Helotiales; Mollisiaceae
Exons: 3
Coding region: 252-1010 (252 amino acids)
Source: RefSeq, a predicted model, not a curated record